GGCGCAUGCGCAGAGAGAGGGCCGAGGGAGACCUCUGGACUCGCCGCGUCUGCCUACAGGGCCGCCUCUAUGGAGCAUCAUCCCGGGGCUCAGAGCCCCGGCGGAGGGAGCAGCGACACCGCCACCACCACCACCACCAGCGGCAGCCAGGAGGGCGAGGAGGAGCCCCUGCCUCCCGAGGAGGAGGAGGAGGAGGAGGAGAGGGAGGCCAGGGCGGCCCUGCUCUCGUCUUUCUCGAUGAUGGAAGAUUGUUUAUUGAAGAAAAUAGAAAUCAGUGUUGCGGAAGCAGAAAAACGUACUGGACGUAAUGCCGUGAAUAUGCAGGAAACUUACACUGCUUACCUGGUGGAAACGAGGGCUGUGGAUUCUCAGGCUGAAGGGCAAUGUUCUCCCCCAGACUCUCUUUGGAGGCGCUAUAGUGAAUUUGAGUUGCUGAGGAAUUAUUUGCUAGUCAACUAUCCACAUAUUAUUGUACCACCUUUGCCAGAAAAAAGGGCAGAGUUCGUUUGGCAUAAGUUAUCAGCAGAUAACAUGGAUCCAGAUUUUGUGGAAAGAAGAAGAAUUGGCUUGGAAAAUUUUCUCCUGCGUGUAGCCUCACAUCCUGUUCUUUGCCGGGAGAAGAUUUUUAAUGCUUUUUUAACCCAGGAAGGUGGGUGGAAGGAGAUGGUGAAUGAAACAGGGUUUCAGCUGAAGGCAGAUUCUAGGUUAAAAGCUCUUAAUGCAACAUUCAGAGUGAAAAACCCAGACAAGAGAUUUACAGAACUUAAACACUACAGUGAUGAGUUGCAGUCUGUCAUAUCACACCUUCUGAGAGUCAGAGCUAGAGUGGCAGAUCGACUGUAUGGUGUUUACAAAGUCCAUGGGAAUUAUGGGAGAGUUUUCAGUGAAUGGAGUGCAAUAGAGAAGGAGAUGGGAGAUGGACUACAAAGUGCUGGUCAUCACAUGGAUGUAUAUGCAGCUUCUAUUGAUGACAUACUAGAAGAGGAAGAACAUUAUGCAGACCAACUGAAGGAAUAUCUUUUCUAUGCAGAAGCACUCCGGACAGUUUGCAAAAAGCAUGAACUUCUGCAGUAUGAGUUGGAAAUGGCUGCUCAAGAUUUGACAUCGAAGAAACAGCAGUGUGAGGAACUGGCAACAGGAACUGUGAGAACAUUUUCCUUGAAGGGAAUGACCAGCAAACUGUUUGGCCAGGAGACCCCUGAACAGAGGGAAGCAAAGAUAAAGGUGCUAGAAGAACAAAUACAUGAAGGAGAAGAGCAACUCAAAGCAAAGAAUGUUGAGAGCCGAGACUUUAUGAAAAGUGCCUGGGCUGAUAUUGAACGCUUCAAAGAGCAAAAGAACCAUGACUUGAAAGAGGCCCUGAUCAGUUAUGCUGUUAUGCAGAUCAGUAUGUGCAAAAAGGGAAUUCAAGUCUGGACAAAUGCAAAAGAAUGUUUCAGCAAGAUGUGAUAUAUGGAACUCAGCCCUUCUUGGCAAAAUGCUGGAGAACAGAAGCACAAAUGCAUGAACAUGGAUAAUAAGUUGCUACAUUACUAAAUCAUGGAAUCAGUGUAGUUGUGAAAGUAGGGCACAAAGAAUUGGUCUCUGUUCCUUGAUGGCCACCUUGUGGCUUGUUUUGCAUGCAGUAGCAAAUUGAACAUUGUAGUUCUCUCUUGAAAUAAGGCUAUAGGGAGGAUCCAAAGUUGGCUCCUGUAUAAACUAAACUUUUCACUGUACUAGGCUCUUGAACCACCAGUCUUUGCACUAUGUAAAUCAUUUUCAGGUGCUCCUUCAUCCAUUGCUGUUUCACAUCUGUACUAUUAUAGCAUGGACUUUUUUUUCAUGUCUUGAUUUUUCUUGACACAAAAUUGUGUUUUGCAUUUCAGCUAUAUCCAUAAUCAUAUCAUUGUUCUCUCUGACAAAAAGUUGUUUUCCCAUUAAUGAACCUUGUCUUCUUAGCACACAUUUUUAAAUGCUCUGUAUAGUACAGUAUAAUGCCCUGCUCAAAACUUAAAACAGAUAGGAGUCCAUCAUAAUUUUUUUACUAUUUGCCAGUACAGGACUGCAGAAUUAGCAAGUAAAUAAAACAGUUAUUGACUUAAGUUAAAAUCUUUAAAACCAGUUUUCAAUUUACUCAGCAACAUUCAUUAGGUUGUAAGUAUUUCGUUCUGCGUUAAUAGUUCUUUCAAGAUGAUCAUGCCAAACAUAAAAAUGUACCCCCUUUUUUUUAAUACUAACAAUGACGACUUCGAGGCUGUUAAUCUGAACUAGUUUUGCUUUGCACAUGUAGCCACACAAAUGUGAACUGUACUUACAUUUUUGCAUUAAUUUGUUUACUGCACUUUUGUCUAUUCUAAGGAAAAUUAAUAGCAUGAAUUGUUUACUGCCCUUUGGUAUAGUAUGUUCAAACGGAAAGCUUUUUUGUUAGCUCUGUUGAAUCUUAAAUUUCAAGACACUGAUUCCCAGUUGUAAGAAGGAUUCUGUUUAGUGCCAUUUUAAAAGUUACCUGAGAUAAUGUGGGAUCAAGCUAGACAUAAUUGUAGCAAAGCCUCACUGAGUUCAAUAGUACUCAUUUGUUAAGCACAUGUUUUUGACAUAAUAAUAACAUUCAAAUCUGUUUUUCCCCAGAAUCAGAUCUUUUCCCCCCUGAAAUCAUAAAGACAGUUUUUAUAUGUGAAACAUUUUCAGCUAAACUCAUGUAAUUUUUAUUUUUGUAAAUGCCAUUGCCUAAUUUUAAAAAAUAGUUACAUUGUUUCAUUAGGAAGUCUUGUUUGCUUAAGAAAGCUAUAGCUGUGUAAGAUCAUUCCAUUACAGAGAACCAUAGCAUCUUGGUCCUAGAAACAAUAGAAUUAAAACUUGUACAUUCCAAAAACAAUAAGCAGCCACAAAGUUAGAUUUUUAUAGUAAACUUCCUAGAGUAGUUGUGCCUUAUUUUAAUACCACUAGGCACUUGGAGUCAAUAUUUUCCAUGCACUUGAUCUUCCUAGUGCCUUGCCCCCUCUCUUUCAUAAGCUGAAUAACUUAAGUGUAUUAGUAUGCCUUUUUCUUGCUAACUGUAUUAAAUUGAGAAGGGAUCAAAAGGUUCUUGUAAGCUUUGUGCCAAAUAUGCCAAAUAAAACUACACUUUAUAUUA
Sceloporus undulatus (fence lizard) is the source of this 3112-nucleotide messenger RNA. It is a transcript of the gene SNX4, whose product is annotated as sorting nexin 4. Bases 70 to 1449 code for a protein of 459 amino acids. Gene Ontology annotation, biological process: protein transport. Gene Ontology annotation, molecular function: phosphatidylinositol binding. The record is from RefSeq and is a predicted model, not a curated record. Lineage: Eukaryota; Metazoa; Chordata; Lepidosauria; Squamata; Phrynosomatidae. The transcript has 14 exons.